Acanthopagrus latus (yellowfin seabream) is the source of this 1902-nucleotide messenger RNA. RefSeq lists its product as uncharacterized. The record is from RefSeq and is a predicted model, not a curated record. Bases 668 to 1156 code for a protein of 162 amino acids. The transcript is spliced from 11 exons. Lineage: Eukaryota; Metazoa; Chordata; Actinopteri; Spariformes; Sparidae.
UGGGGCAUGUGAAGGGCCUGAAAAGUGAUGCAGAGGUUGCUCUCUUUCUGUUGGACUGAUCAGCUGGAGGGAACAUUACAAUUCCAGUGUAUGUGGACUGUGGAAAUGGACAAGUUGUCACAUCCUUAUCAACAACUGAGAUGAAUCCUGGUUAUCGUUUGGAAGUUCUGAUGUCUCUCAGACACACACUAGUCCAGACUGUCCAUCUGCUCCAUGCUCCCUCAUGAAGCUGUCAGUAAGCCACUGCAAAUGCAGUUUGUAGCUGUCGCUAACAGCCCAGACAUGCCGGCAAUAACACAGCUGAGGACCCAUGAGCAGCCCCCUCACCCAGGACUCAAGAGAGUCCCUGUACUCAGCCAUCAAUGACAUUAAGUCUCUGAAAGAUCAGAACAAAUCUCUGAUGACUGAGAAUAUUGAACUCAAGAAAGAGCUGACCAACAAGGACAAAGCUCUAGAAAGGGCCAAAACCGCCAAUAGUGUGCUCAGUUACGCAUCAGAGGAGUGGAGAACGAGAUGUGAGGUCAUGGAGAAGGGCCUCGCCGCCAACAUGUUACAGCUGUAGGAGCUCAACAUCAAACUGCUAGAGCAGAAGCAGGUGUUGACCAACAGGUAGGUGGAGGUGAGCCGUCUCCAAGAGGAGCUUCAGGAAAAAACUUUCCUCCUCAAAAUGGAAAUACAAAAACAUCAGGCUACAACCAAAGCCCACAUAGAGACCCUGCAGCAGCUGUCUGGCAAAGAAACCAAGCUCAGCAGGAUUGAAGGACAGUGGAAGAGCUGGUGUGACUGUCUGGAAGACAGCCAUGUCUCCAACUCCACCCAGCUGCAGGAGCUCAACAUCAAACUACAAGAGCAGGAGCAGGUGUUGACCAACAGGCAGGUGGAGGAAGUCACUAAACUUGUGGCUCAGGGGGAGGAGAAAAAGAAGGAGGAGAAGAAGUUUGAGAAGAAAAGGGACGAAGAGAGCACAAAGAUGGACAAUGAUGUGGAGGAGGUCCGGCCCAUGGUGACAGGAGCCCAGGAGUCCUUAUCCCAAAUCCCAUGUCCUCCAGGUCUGUUGGGACAGAUGCCAGGUGGCAUUUACAUUCCCUUCAGCAUGUUCUGGAUCUGCGAUGUGUUCUUCACUUGGUUGGAUACGCCCAGAAUACCUCCGCAGUGACUGCGGCGUAUGCUCCCGGUGCAUGUGCUUAGAAACCUCGGGAACAGAGUCCUGUGUUUUGGAUGAAAACACAUGGCUAAUAGAGUCGCUGACUGUCAGGCUGCCAAGUCAGGCAAAAUGCCUCUAGAAGGCCUCCAUGAUGAACCUGUCAAAGCUCUCUCCCUCUGUCUCCCACUCUCUUUCUUUUCUGCCUCUCUCUAAUCAAAAAGCCAAACCAUGCAGACAGCUCAGAGCAAAUAACAAGUCACUCCCCAUGGAUGUUUGAAGAUGACGGAGCGACCGGGGCGACGAGGGAGGAAAUACACUCUGAUCGUUCCCGGUCUUCAAGCCGACACGAUAUUUCAACCCAUAAAUUUGCACCAGUAUUAUUUUGAUAUUGUUGUUUUUGUUGUCAUCCAUGGAUAACGAUGUGGUCAUAUUUGUAUUGUAACAGUGGAUAUGGACUGUCUUUCAAAUAUGUAGUGGACAUCCCCAAAAUACUUUACAUUUCUAAUUGUGUAAAAUGGUAGAUAGUUAAAUAAAGAUCAAGUCAGUCAGGAAUGCCUGAGUUUUUGGAUUUGGCCGACAAAUACUUAAUUUAAACAACAAAAUCAGUUUAACUAAAAGCCUUUCUUCAAUCUUUUGUCUGUUCAUUUGUUAAAUUAAAACACAACACUAUUUUUGGCACUGAGCAAAAGCACAGAGUUAACAUUUGAACUCUCAUUUUGAUGUGCCCAGAACAUGAGCUAAUGUAAGACCAGCUUUCA